Caenorhabditis remanei is the source of this 1932-nucleotide messenger RNA. RefSeq lists its product as uncharacterized. The transcript has 8 exons. The coding region runs from base 1 to 1932 and encodes 643 amino acids. The record is from RefSeq and is a predicted model, not a curated record. NCBI's taxonomy places the organism in Eukaryota, Metazoa, Nematoda, Chromadorea, Rhabditida, Rhabditidae.
AUGUCGGAGGAUAUUUAUUUUUGGACGAAAAAUGGCCGCCCUGACCCAAACAAAGACCACGACAGAAAUUCCUUCUGUCAUUAUAUGCUGAGCAACGUCAAAACUCAGGGUGUCAUUAUCAAAACAUAUCAUCUCAAAGAAAGAUCUCUGAAAGAUGUGAAUUUUUUGGAAGAUUGCUUUUCUCACCAGGAUUUCACCCCAUUUGUAAAGUAUUCUCUGAACAAAAAACGUCGAUGGGAAACUAAUGGAAAUUCUCACUGUCUUGCAAACCUUCAGGAAAAUCAUCCGGAUAUGAAAGUAAUGCUCUGUGAACGGGUGGAACAUAGAUGUUCUCCUUAUUUUUGUUAUGCACCUUUCCCUUAUUACUUUGACUAUUUCAAAGUUAAACAACUUCAUGAGCUGAAUGAUUCAACAUACGAAGUAAAAUCUACUAAAUCUGCCCUUGGUCAACCUUACAAGAACUUUCUGCAAGAAAACUGUCUUCCUGGGAAACCAGAAACUAAAGCUGUUGUUGCUUCCUCAAAACCAAUUGUUGCCUAUCAUCUAAUCACUACUCCCAAAAAUUUUGAGCAACUCAAAAACAAAGAUUUUCACCCGGGAAGACAUGACAAGAAAGGUCAUCGUACUUUGGCUCAUUGGCGGAGAAUCAAAACAAUGGAGGACAAUAUUUCAAGUUUAAAGUACGACCAAUUCGAAGAAAUAGAAGAACGCAUGGACAUGACCGAUGAUGAUUCGUUUUGGGAAUUAGACGAGAAGCCGAAAAAGUUUGCUCUAGCCUCUCCAUAUGUGAUGCUACCAGCGAUGGCUGGAAGUCCAUUCGGAAUUAUGAAACAUUUCUCAAUUCCGUGCAAUGUUCAGAUAUACAUGUCAACUGGUUGUUUGGCUUUGAUUGUCAUUUCUUCGCCUGUUUUCUACGAACGCUGGUACCAUGAACUGUUCAGAAAAAAGUCAAAGACAUGGGGCAGAAUUAGAAAAUGGUGGAUUGCAUUUCAUUACUUUAUUGUGAUUGGGAUAGUGGGAUUUGCAGCGAGUGAGGCUCCAGACCAGGCAGAGUCAAUUGAUAUGAUUUUUAAGACUCCGGAUUAUAUGAAAACAGUGAAAUGGUACAUGGUUAAUCUGCAUACGUGGAUUAUUCUAUUUGACUAUUCUGUUGGGAUAUUAACUGUUCCUAUUGUGUUGCUUCCAUCGUUUGCGGGAUAUUCUUUUGGAGUGCUUACAAAGUUCAAAGUUCCCAACUUGUAUCAAGCAUUACUGGUGUUGAACUGUUUGGGUUAUGUCCAAAUUUCCAUAAUGGCCAUAUUCGAAAACCGGUUCCACACAAUAUGUGACUACAUAGGAAAAGAAUAUUGGACAUGGUUGAGAUACCCAUGGUUAGCAACUCACUACUUUGGAGUUUUCGGUGUUUUGUUGUCUUUUGGAUAUCUGGCCCCUGACCAAAGUUAUGCAAUAGAAGCUAGGUUACCUUGUCUUCCUGAUAACUUCUAUGAUAUUCCAAUUUUUGUACUUGCUGAGGAUCACACGUAUCACCUCAUCACGUUCAUUUUCUUCGUUUGUUCGACAAGCUUCGAAAUUGUAGCAUUUGUAUCCAUCAUUAUUUACAACUCGUUGAGACGGAAAUCGAUGUCAAAGAAAACAUAUCAGAUGCAGAGAACAUUAUUCUUUGCAAUCAUACUUCAGAUGGCAAUUCCCGCAGUGACAUUGAUCAUUCCAUUCAUUUAUGCAGGGAUUGCAGUUCUACAAAACUAUCAUAAUCAAGCUCUCACAAACCUAUCAGUAGUCACGGCAUCCCUACAUGGAUGCACUUCUACUAUAGUGAUGCUGCUUGUACAUCGUCCGUAUAGAGAAGGACUUUUGUUCAUAUUUACGAGAUCUCCAAAGAGUGUUUUUCCGUCGAGAACUCUCUACAAUCGUCCAGUGAUUCAGUUAGAUUGA